AUGAGCCAGUUGAAUCACACAUUCAAAUGUGAUGACUGUAUGGUCAUCACCAUCCCGCUGGGGAGCCAGAAGGAAGCCCAAGACGGUCAGCUGAUGCCCGAGAGCUUCCAGUGUGUGUUCAAAGAUGCCUACAAAGUCUUCCUUUACCGAGGGAAACCCAGAUCACUUGGGGCGGCCCAAGCCGCUGCUGGUGUGUUCAUCUGCGGUCUCAGCGUGCUUCAAGAAUUCCCAAACUAUGGCUUACUUUUCUACGCACUUUCCAGCAUUUUGUUUCUCAUCUCUGGUGCGCUGUCCUACGCUUCGGCCUGCUCUCCAAACAUAUGCAUGGCGAAGCUGUCGUUCUUUCUGAACACCUUCUCUGUCUUCUGGUCGGUGGCGGCUAUCCCUCUCAGCCUUCACUAUUUCACUUUUUCAAAAGUUGACGUCAAGGUGGCCAACGGAAUCAGGUCACUGAUUGUAGCUCUCCUGGUUGGUGAAAUGGCAAUAUCCUCAGUCUUGAUCUACUGGCAGAGCAAAGCAGUAUGCAGACAACAAUACAACACUCUGCCCGUUGUGAUCCUGAGACAAGAAAACAAGAUGGAGCCUGACAAACCACCAGUUCCCCAGCGGCUAAAGCGUGUUUAA
Messenger RNA from Lampris incognitus (smalleye Pacific opah), 624 nucleotides. RefSeq lists its product as uncharacterized. NCBI's taxonomy places the organism in Eukaryota, Metazoa, Chordata, Actinopteri, Lampriformes, Lampridae. The coding region runs from base 1 to 624 and encodes 207 amino acids. The transcript is spliced from 7 exons. The record is from RefSeq and is a predicted model, not a curated record.